Dichotomopilus funicola is the source of this 1500-nucleotide messenger RNA. RefSeq lists its product as uncharacterized. The transcript is spliced from 3 exons. Lineage: Eukaryota; Fungi; Ascomycota; Sordariomycetes; Sordariales; Chaetomiaceae. Bases 1 to 1500 code for a protein of 499 amino acids. Gene Ontology annotation, molecular function: metal ion binding. The record is from RefSeq and is a predicted model, not a curated record.
AUGAGUCGAUACGAGGGACCCGAUGAUUUUGAGCGGGACCCCGGCGAGGUUUAUCUCGCUCCCCUCCAGACAUGGGAGCGUGCUGUUAUGGAGAAGCGCGGAAUUGAGGAAACCCUCCACCGCAGCUACAUGGACUUGCUAAGCAAAUAUCGCGCCAAAUGCGCUGAGUGCGACCGUGAGAAACGGAACGCCGUUCUAUGGGAAAAAGAACAGCGCCAGGGAGAAAGAGAGCUAACUAGUCUGCGGGCUGCCGCGGAUUCAUCCCCUUUUGCUUUUAUUGUUAUCGAUGGAGACGGCGCUGUUUUUCGAGAGGAGCUUAUUGCCCGUGGCGAAGAAGGCGGUGGAGCGGCCGCUCAUGAGCUGCAUCACCAACUUAAGGCUUACUUUCAGGAAAAUCCGCUUUUCCAAAACAUCGACAGCAUUUUUGUUCACGUUAUUCUUAGCGUUGAUGGGUUGUCUCGGGCCCUUCAUGCCUCCGGAACCCUUCCUAUCACCGAUCAUGCCGCCUUAACCAAAUUCGCCCGCGGCUUCUGUCGUGCCCAGCCUCUAUUCACUUUCACCGAUGUCGGCUACGGAAAAGAGCAGGCCGAUCAUAAAGUACGCAAGCUCUUUGAGAUCAUGGAAAGGAACAUCCAGUGCAAGUGUCUUGUCUUGGCGGGCUGCCAUGAUAACGGCUAUGCUACGUUUCUCGAGUCCUUCCGUGGCAAUCAGAAGAUCUGUUUGUUGGAAACGACCUCCCCAGCGGCCGAUUUCAGAAAGUUUGCUUUCAAGCGAAUUGCUUUCCCUUCCGUCUUUCGCUCAGAGCCUAUCCCAUCGCGAACCGCCGCUCCUCCGGGAUUUGCUGCCACUACGACCUUGCCGCCGUUCUCUUCCGUGAGAACAUCCCCGCCACCUUCGGUAGUCAGCCCCGUUGCCAAUGGAUUACACGGUCUCCCGAGUCCAGCAGCCACAGCGUCUCCCAAGUUAGCCGCGCCCGCUCAAGUUGCCACGCCUGCCACUCCUAAAUCGGAGCCUGCCCAAAGCAGCUAUGCCAAUAUUGGACGUAACAGCGGACCCCCCAACAUCAAUAUCGGUGUCCAGAAGAAAGCGCCCACCACACGUCCGUUCUAUCAACUCAACAAAAACGACGAACGCGUGGAUGUGACUCUGGGUAAACCGGAUGCCAAUGCUGUAAAGUCCCUUGAGGACCGCCGGCAGAUGAGCGGUAUGAACCUUUGCAACAGAUACCAUCUGGCUGGUAACUGCAAAAACAACAACUGCAACUUUUACCACGGCGAGCGCCUGACACCGGCCCAAUUACUUGCGCUCCGUCACCGAACACGCAACCUCGUUUGUGGUUCCGGCCAUCUUUGCCGCGAAGCCACCUGCAACCUCGGCCACCAUUGCUCAAACCCCGGCUCAUGCUACUUUGGCGAUGAUUGCCGGUUUUCUGAGAUGCAUGGGAUGGACAUUACCCCUACCAUCAAGAUUUACGAGGAUGGCACCCGAGAAGUUGUUUAA